GGGGUUGUUAUCGGUACCGGCGUCUCGCCGCAGAAGAGGAUAGCGAAGCUGAAUGCGGCGAGGGAUGCGCUUCAGAAGAUGUCGGAGAUGGAGGCGGAUUUGAGCUCCAUCUAGGAGCAACAAACAAGGAGAGAAAUAGAAAUCGAUAACUGGAGUGUGGCUAUGGCGACGACGAUGACGCUGCUUCGAAGCCUUCCGUUUGGAUCCUCUCUCCCGCUCAAAUCCCUCUCAGAUCUUCGCUCGAUCCCCAGGAAUCUCUCCCCUUCCAUGGCUGCCAGCAUGGAGGCGACGUCCGAGCAAAUCGAAGAGAAGACGACGAGGAAGAAGGUCUUUGUCGCCGGAUCGACAGGCAGGACCGGGAGGAGGAUAGUGGAGCAGCUGCUCUCGCGUGGGUACGGCGUGCGCGCCGGCGCGCUGGACUUGGAUAAAGCGAGGGGCAGCCUUCCUAAGGAUUCCAAUGUGGAGUUUGUCAGGGCCGAUGUGACCGGAGGCUCAGAGCAGCUAGCCGAAGCAAUUGGUGAUGCCGAUGCAGUGAUUUGUGCAACAGGGUUUCGUUAUUCUUGGGAUAUCUUUGCUCCCUGGAAGGUUGACAACUUUGGCACGGUCAAUCUAGUGGAAGCUUGUCGGAAAAUAGGGGUUAAUAGAUUCAUCCUUGUCAGUUCCAUUUUAGUCAAUGGAGCUGCGAUGGGCCAAGUCCUUAAUCCAGCUUAUAUUGUACUAAAUGUAUUUGGACUGACUUUGAUAGCGAAACUCCAAGCAGAACAAUACAUCCGACGAUCUGGAAUAAACUACACGAUCAUAAGGCCAGGAGGGUUGAGGGACGAACCUUCAUCUGGUAACAUCGUUAUGGAACCAGAGGAUACGCUUUAUGAAGGUUCGAUCUCCAGAGAGCAGGUUGCUGAAGUUGCUGUAGAAGCACUGUUCUGUCCUGACGCCUUCUUCAAAGUGGUGGAGAUCGUCGCCCGAGCUGAAUCCCCAAAGCGAUCUUUAAAAGAUCAGUUCAGUGCAAUUAGACAGAAAUGACAAAUACUUGUAAGGUAAUGUGUAAAUGGGGUUAUUCUAUCCACACUAUAUAUUUGCUCCUAUUCAGCCUUGUCGGUUCAUUAGUGUCUUCGUUUAAAGUAUUUAUCCACGUUCUUGCCUUAUAGUUUGUACCCCAAAACUCCAAAAGCAAGAAGAAAGCUUUUGACAUAUUGAGAUAAUUGAUUCAUGAAUCUAUAUAUUGAUUUUGACAAGAUACAGUGAAACUAUUGCUUCAUUUGUGAACUUUGAUUUCA
Messenger RNA from Zingiber officinale, 1277 nucleotides. RefSeq lists its product as uncharacterized. The coding region runs from base 163 to 1023 and encodes 286 amino acids. The transcript is spliced from 6 exons. The record is from RefSeq and is a predicted model, not a curated record. Lineage: Eukaryota; Viridiplantae; Streptophyta; Magnoliopsida; Zingiberales; Zingiberaceae.